AUGGCCACUACCGCGCCUGCACGAGCCACGCCUGCUUCGCGACGAUCACCACCCACCAUUAACAGCUCGGCCUCUCCUCCCUCCGCCUCUAUCGCCAAGGGUGCAACUGCUCGGUCGGUGGUCUCUGCACGUGCAUCCGCAUCUCUCAAUUCCCCCGUGGCCAGGCGGCAAUCCGCGAAGGUUAAUGGGACUCCGUCUGCUGCGAGCGGCGAAACACGAGAGUCUCUGUCAGCCUCUCUUAAGGAGGAAACGGAUAGGAAGGAGAAGCUGCUUGUCCAAAUCCAAGACAAGGAUGCCACCAUCACCCAACUCACGACCGAGAACGACAACCUCACCUCGGCCCUCAAUGCCGCAGAGUCCCGUCUCCAAGAGCUCUAUGCAGACCAGAGUCGCAUGGAGGAGGAGAUGGCCGCUCGAAUGGAAGUUGUCGAGAAACUCCGGACACAGGUCCGCGACCUAGAGAAAGAGAAGCGCGACAUACAGCGUCGAUAUAACGAACAGACUGCAACUUUUGAGGCCGAGCGUCAAGCGUUUUAUGACAAUGAACAACAUCUGAAGUCGCGCAUUCAAUCACUCACACAAGCACGCAAGCAGCCUCCUCCCGUCCUGACGUCUCCAUCCGUGGUAUCCAUUGCCGAAUCGGAGACGGAUGUGGAGGAGCAGCCUGCCGAGGCAGAAGAGCCGAAGCAGGACGUCAGCGAUCCGGAGCAGGAGCCUGCGGAGAUGACCGCCCUUCGCUUAGAACUGUCGACCCUGUCCACGUCAUACAACUCCCUCCAGUCCACGCUCGCCCUUCUCCAGACCCAACUGCACGACCUCAAACGGGUGAACAAUGAACUACAGGAGGAGAACGAGUCGUACAACAUCCUCCUUCGUGAGAAGACUUUAAACGGACAGUUCGACGUGUUGCGCAUGGGCGGUGCUACCGCUACGGAACCCAGCGAUAGCUCUGAGGCUGGUGACGACGACGACAAUCGUGAUGCUGAGAGUCUGCUCAGCAGGAAUACCAGCAGCCGUAGCGUCCUCGAUCCGGUCGAUGAGCGCGACGAGCGUACGGAGCCCGAGCCUGACCUCGAUCCCGAGUUCCAGCAAGACGAAUUGGAGCGCGAACGCAAGGAUACAGAGUCUCCUGCCAGGGGCAACCCUCGCCGCGGCGGACGGAGGCGUACCACGUCUACCAACUCACGUUCCUCUCCUGUACCUCGCGGCGAGUCGCUUGCCAACCUCCCCAUUACUGGACCUGGCUUGGAUCUGGCUGCGGAACUUGGACGUGCGGAGAACAAGGACCUCGUGGAGGGUCGUGCCUCUCUGGACACCGAUCGUUCUGUCAUCAAUCCGAAGGGCAAGCGUGGCCGGAAGAACUCAGAACGCAAGGUCUCCUCCAAGUCCGAAGGUGCGGAGAUCACUGGAUCACCGGACGACAUCGAGGUGCUUCGGUCGGAAGUCAAGAACCUCAAGGACGCAAACAAGGCCCUGUCGCUCUACGCGUCAAAGAUCAUCGACCGCAUUAUCUCCCAGGAAGGGUUCGAGCACGUUUUGGCUGUGGACUACGACAAGUCUCCCCCUCCUCCGUCUGCCAAGUUUACGACCUUCGCCGAUGUCAUUCCCAAAUCCCCCAACCCCACGGUAGGUCAACAUCCGAAGAAGAGCCGCCCUCAAUCCGCCAUUUUCUCGUUCUCAUCUUCGUCAUCCACCGCCGCCUCCCCUCCACAGGAACGCCUCACCACGUUCGACGACAUUCGUGCCGCACAGGCUGUCGCCAAGUCCGCCGGGAACAGUCCCCCAGCGCCCGCAAUGUCCACGCGUGCUUCACGUCGGUCGUUAUCCUUUGACUGGAGUAGAUUUUCCCUAUUCGGUGGGGAGGCAGAGAAGAAGCCGGACCCUCACUUACGCCCUCUUACUCUCAAGGCGGGCACGAACUCGGUGGUGACCAACGCCAGAAAGCUUGAGACUACAGAGGACGAAGAGGACCGCCGGGAGCGCGAGCGACUGCACGCGACUAUGAAGCUUAUGGGCAUCGAGAAGCCCGAGUCGCCUGCGGUGCCCUCGCUGGGCAAGAGCUACUCUUCCCCCGCUGGCGAGCCCUCCUUGCGGACACCCAUCACGGCGAGUACGGUCACGCCCGGGUCGGCAGUACCCAUGACCCCCACCGCGUCCUCCAGGUUUUCAUUCUUCCGGCGAACGAACUCGGACGUGUCGAUGCACUCGUCCCCUGCCGGUGGGGCGACCCCCAAUCUCACGCAGGAGGCCCUUGAGCAGGCGGAGGCGGAGAGCACGAUUGCGGCUUUGGAGGCGCAUGAGCGUCAGCUCAGCGAGCAAAUCGCGAAGGGGUCUUCAGGCGGCUUCACGGAGAUCGUCCGCAGGAGCGGGGACCGUAGGAGCAGCCGGAGGAGUGGAAGUGGGAGCACGGUGUGGAGCGCCGGUAUGAGCAAGGGCGAGGGCGAGGAUGACUAGACGGGGGGAGAGAAGGGAAGCUGUAUUUCGGAUGCGACAUUAGUGUCUAAACGGGGAAUUCUGCUGUUGUCACGAUCGGGUGGAGGUGAGUUUGUUUAGAUUGCCGUGAACCCGGUUCGCAGCAUAGGCUUUGGAAGCUGCAAGCAUACCUGGUGCGCGUACUUUGACCUUGAACGCUCGGGUCCUGCUAUGCCGCACGAUCGUUACGAUAUUUUACGAUCACGACUUUACUUUUCUCGGAUUGUCUUCACUGGUGACGCCACUUGCAUAUUAUACCAUCAUUCGAUAUCGACCCAUGCGACACUAAGUUAUAUGCAUCUGACGCUUUCACGGCCUCAGUUAUGCAUUACUAUGCCAUUAGCUCAUAUUUUCCACAUCAUCCAUACCCUCGUAUGAUACAAUGCGACAACGUCAUUGCCUAGUGUAGAAAAAAUACAUACAUGCC
Molecule: messenger RNA, 2899 nt
Organism: Dichomitus squalens LYAD-421 SS1
Lineage: Eukaryota; Fungi; Basidiomycota; Agaricomycetes; Polyporales; Polyporaceae
Exons: 3
Coding region: 1-2454 (817 amino acids)
Source: RefSeq, a predicted model, not a curated record